GACCAGCAGGUGUCGCUGGCAGGGACAUCGCCCGAACAACCGCACUUCACCCGGAAGAGGAGGAUCGAGGGAAACGACGGAAGAGAAAUUGUUGUGGACCGUCCGCAGAAAUUUUAAGAAUUUCUUUUACUCUUUUGCUAAUCCAGUGAGUUACAAACCAACCACCACCUGACGCACAUUUGCAGGAGGGUGUAGGCUCGUCGUGCUCACGUUAGAGAUGUCGGUGGUGCCUCCCAGUCGCUCGUCCACCGGCUGGCCGCGCGGUGGUGCCGUUCAGUUCGGGAACAAGUACAUCAGCGGGCCCGCAAAACCGCUCACCCUGGAGAGGACCAUCAACUUAUACCCUCUUACCAACUACACAUUUGGCACCAAGGAGCCUCUGUAUGAGAAGGACAGUUCGGUGGCAGCCCGGUUCCAGAGGAUGCGGGAGGAGUUUGAUAAAAUGGGAAUGCGGAGGACAGUGGAGGGUGUCCUCAUUGUCCAUGAACACAGGCUGCCUCAUGUGCUACUUCUGCAGCUGGGGACCACUUUCUUUAAACUGCCUGGUGGAGAGUUGAGUCCCGGAGAAGAUGAAGUGGAGGGUCUGAAACGCCUGAUGACUGAGAUCCUCGGGCGGCAGGAUGGGGUGAAGCAGGACUGGGUGAUUGACGACUGUAUUGGCAACUGGUGGCGCCCCAACUUUGAGCCUCCACAGUACCCCUAUAUUCCAGCCCACAUCACCAAGCCUAAGGAGCAUAAAAAGCUGUUCCUGGUUCAGCUGCAGGAAAAAGCGCUGUUUGCUGUCCCCAAGAACUAUAAACUGGUGGCCGCACCAUUGUUUGAACUGUAUGACAAUGCUCCUGGAUAUGGACCAAUCAUUUCCAGUCUACCACAGCUAUUGAGCAGAAAUGGCCAUAAUUUCUUUUUGUAGGUUCAACUUCAUCUAUAACUAACUUGAGUGAACAGGAGUCCAUCUGGCUGUCUCUGUGAGUGCAGCCCUGUCUGAGUGAAGCUUGAAGAUGAGAAACAAAGUGGUGAAAAAGACUCUUCUCUGGCUCUGGCUCAACUGUCACAGAAGAAAAGCUUGUCAUGUCAGGUAUAUUGACAGUUCACAUUGGGGUUUAUACAGUUGUUAGAAGAAAAUUAAAAUGUCAUGUGUCUUUUUUUUUUUUCCUUUUUUUUUUUUUUAAAUCUUGAGAAACUGCUAGUUUCUGUAGUAUGCAGGUCCGUAUUCUGGUGUGUAUAGAAUCUGAUUUUAUGUCGUCUCAGAGGAGACCAGUGUUUGAUUAAACAAACUACAACAUUGAGUUUCCUGUUGUUUUAACCUGUAACAGUGCUGUGUUUUUUCUUUUUUUUUUUAAAUAAAGCAGU
Messenger RNA from Xiphias gladius (swordfish), 1350 nucleotides. RefSeq names its product nudix hydrolase 21 (gene nudt21). The coding region runs from base 218 to 910 and encodes 230 amino acids. The record is from RefSeq and is a predicted model, not a curated record. NCBI's taxonomy places the organism in Eukaryota, Metazoa, Chordata, Actinopteri, Istiophoriformes, Xiphiidae. Gene Ontology annotation, cellular component: mRNA cleavage factor complex. Gene Ontology annotation, molecular function: mRNA binding. The transcript has 7 exons.